GCGGAAACAAAUUCUUUAAAAGUGCUUUAAAUGUUAUUACUGUCGAGUGUAGACACCAAUAAUGCGUAGUUAGCUUUGUUUCUAGUUACGGCUAAGCAUAUACAAAGCAAAAUGAGUUCACUACUCUCUGCAGAACUUUCUGCAACAUGCAAUGCACUGGGCACGUUCGACAAGAGGACCGGGAAGUACUUGAUAGACGACUACACUCUUAAUACGGUUAAAGACUUAAUAAGAUACUUACGUCGUGAUGGCGAGGACCACGAAAUUCGCAGACAUUUCGGCCAAACAAAAGUGUUGCAGACUGAUCUAAUACCUAUGUUGAUUGACCACUGGGAAAAUACAGAACUGUUUGACGUAACUCUCAGACUUCUGGUUAACCUAACAAACCCAGCGUUAUUGCUGUAUAGAGAGGAAGUGCCAACUGAGCGAACUGCCAGACACAAUUAUCUGCUGAUACUACUCCAUCUGCAGAACUAUAAAGAAGAAGCAUUCACUAAAGUUGAGACUUGGAAUGUUUUUGCAAAGAAGUUGACUAAGAUCCUGGAAAUUGACUGGAGUGAACGAGAUGAAGACACGGGCUUGAUCAUUGAGAGAAUCCUAAUCCUCAUCAGGAAUGUGCUCCAUGUGCCCUCGGACUUGGACAAGGAACGGCGGCCGGAGAAUGAUGCCAGUGUGCACGAUCAAGUCCUAUGGGCAUUAAAUCAAUCAGGCAUACUAGACAUAAUCCUGUACAUGUCAUCAGAAAAUGAAAAGCAAUAUUUCAUGCAUAUCCUAGAGAUCAUAUCCCACUUGCUGCGGGAACAGAAUCCCACCAGUUUGGCUGAUGCUGCGCUGCAGCGGAGUGCGGAUGAGAAACUGAGGGAUGAACAAGAGUUGCUCACUAUAAGGAUGUCGGAGAAUAAGCAGCGGCUUAAUAAAGUUAAGCAGUUUUCGACAUCAAGGCAUUCCCGUUUUGGCGGUACUUACGUUGUCCAAAACAUGAAAUCUAUAUCUGAAAAUGAAAUCAUCUGUCUGAAGCCAUUGAACAAGAUUUCUAAUCUAGACUUUAGCGGGGGUAAAAAGUCUAAUUUAGUCAAGCCAAAGAAUCGCAGGCCCGUUGAAAGUGGGACUAUGGAAAGAAGAUCAGCUUUUGCAAUCAGGCUAUUUUUAAAGGAAUUCUGCAUAGAAUUCCUAAACAGUGCAUACAACCCUCUAAUGCACUACGUAAAGGAUGUACUGGUGAGAUCCAAGGCCCAGCAGAAUGACGAAUCGUACUACUUCUGGGCCGUCAAGUUCUUCAUGGAGUUUAACAGGGGACAUGAUUUUCAAGUUGGCUUGGUCAGCGAAACUAUGUCAGUUCCAAUGUUCCACUACGUGCAACAGCAAAUGGAGAAAUACUAUGACAUGAUCAAAGUAGAAAAAAAGAAAUUCGCCGUAUGGGUGCGACGUCUACACCUAGCCCUCCGGGCUUAUAAAGAACUUCUUAACACAUUGCUGGCAAUGGAUAAAAGUACGGAUCCUAGUGUCAAAGAGUCCGCUAAAGUACUGAAGAGUAACAUUUUCUACGUUUUAGAAUAUAGGGAGUUUAUUUUAACGACGUGUUUAAGUUACGACGAAAAUAAAAUGCCAAGAUCCUAUCUCGUAGAUCUAGUAGAAACGGUUCAUUUAUUUUUGAAAAUGCUGGAACAUUACGUCAAGAAAACGGGAUUAGUCGUGCAGAAAAAAGUGAAGAGGAAAGCGAAAUCCAAAAAAAAGAAGCGUGCGGUAGAAAAGUCACAGCCGAGCCGAGUAGAAAUACCGGAGUGGGAAGAGUUGCGUGCGCAGCUAGCUGUUGUGCUCGGCGCCGGCGUCGACGAGUGCCCGCCGCCGUUUGACGCCGCCUCCGAUCAAACCGUCGACCAGCAGAAGGAAUCGUGUAUGAAGAACAUUCAAAGGCUCAUGCGGGAAUACAAAUUCGAGGACGCUGUUGGGAUGCUGCGCGCCGCGAGAGAAGUGUGGCCGGAGGAAGGAAUAUUCGGCGCGAGCGACAUUCCGCAAGAACAGGAGCUAGAAAUGCUGGAGACCAUUUACGGGACCGAUUUAGGAGUAGAAGUACCAGAGGUUAUAGAGGAAAAUAACGAAGAAAAUACGGAGGACGAGGAAGACGAAGAGGAAGAGCGCAGUGCAGCGAUAGUCGAAUCAGACUUUGAUUUCAAUGAUUUUGUUCAGAGAUUCUGCAGCCCGAAAGUAGUAAGCGCUUGUGCGUCCCUUCUAGACGGUUUCGAGAAGAACCUACCGCACACUAACCAUUGCAUCACGAAAAUGCUGCACAGAAUAACGUGGGACUGCAAGCGACCGGCUAUGAUGUUCCAAGCGUCUCUGUUUCUGGUCUUUCAGAAGAUACUCAACAACCCUAUGCCUCAAUUUAAGGAGUUGGAAAAGUUCGCUAUAUUUAUACUGAGGAAAUUUACUGAAGUCGCGCAGAAAAAUCCUAAAGUUUUUAUUGAGCUACUUUUCUGGACUAAUUCUAAGGAUGCCAUCGAUAUAGAGUGCGGGUACGAUCUCUACUCCGAUCAAAAGGAUAGAGUGGGUAAGGGUACCUGGAGCGAGGAACAGGAAGAGGAAUUACGGAACCUGUACAUGGAGAACCAGUCUAACCCACAAACUGAUCAUGACGUCAUCGACUGGAUCCUUGAGAACCUAAUCGACCAGACCCGAACGCGGCGCAGCGUCAUCAAGAAACUAAAAGAGCUCGGCCUCAUAUUCCGCGCUCCCACCAAACGGAGCAACAAGGUGCGGCAGCGGGAGCAAGUGCCUAAGGAGUUCAGUGAGGAGGAGGACGACAUGCUUAGGCAGCUUUGGGAAGAGUUUGGCGAAUCUACUGAUCCAAUGUUGUUAAUAAUGGGCCGCAUGCCGCGCAAGCGACCGAAGCGAAGCUUCGUGGAGAGGAUGUUGGACCUGGGUGUUAUACAGGACAAGAAACAGUGUCGGAGGAAGAGACAGAAGGGAAUGAAGAGCAACGGUGAAAUGAAAGGCGACAGCGAUAAUGAUAAGUCUAGUGAUUCGUCUUCCUCCGAAUCGUCGGCGCACUCCGACUCUGACGACGAUGGUUCGCGACCGUCAUCUCCUGUUACGAUGAAACCUGCCAAAAAUACCGCGAAAGCCAAGGAGGUUCCCAAAAAGAAACCGGUGAAGAAACAGAUCCAGCUCAGCGCCAACGAGAUUGCCAAGUUACUGGUCAGCGCUGUCGACGAUGGUCUCUCGGAGCCACUAAAGUGGGUAGCCGAAAGUUUAGAAGAAGUGGCACUUGACCAAGAGGCGGAAGGGUUCGACCCGACUGCCGAAGGCGUGCCACUACUGCCCCUGUCCGGUGAUUGUGUGGAUGCCAUGGAGAAUGAGUUGUUCAAGAAGAUUUUGAUGGGAAUCGGGAUCAUGCCGCCGAGUGAUGAACAAGAAGCAUAUUGGAGGAUACCUAGCAGUUUACAUUUCGAAACGAUUAGAAAGAGGCGCGAAAUUAUAAUCAAGGCUGUAAAUAAAGAGCUAAUAAUAGAUCCCACAGUAGACGAAACUCCUAUCGAAAACGUUCCCAAAGUCCCAAAUGACAAUACGAACGCGGAAUCUAGUGAUGAUGACGAUCUAUUCGCCAAUUUGAGAAAGAUGAGAGAAAGUAAUAUUGAAAACGUAAAAAGCGCUUCAAGUGCCGAAGUCAAGAGGAGUCAGAAACGAAGUCGGAGCGUGGAAUCAAACGAAUCUAACAGCAGAUGGAAACUGCCGAGGAUUGAGGAAGAGGCAGUGAAUGGUGGGGAUGAGGGUGAGGACCUUCUGUCGUUUGCUAAGAAGACAUUGCAGACUGAACUGCCGGAUACGGAGGACUUUUUAAGUGGUUUGCCUAAUGCAGAUUCAGAUGACAGCGAAGAUGAAGAACAAAUAGUGUUGCCGAUCAACCGCGACAAGAAGAGGCGCAGAGUCAUUAUUGACGACGAUUCGGACUAAUCCACCUAACACAGCACCGGCCGGUAAUAUACCACCUCCGUCCUUACAUG
Messenger RNA from Cydia amplana, 4001 nucleotides. It is a transcript of the gene timeout, whose product is annotated as protein timeless homolog. The transcript has 22 exons. Lineage: Eukaryota; Metazoa; Arthropoda; Insecta; Lepidoptera; Tortricidae. Gene Ontology annotation, biological process: entrainment of circadian clock; DNA repair; replication fork arrest. Bases 112 to 3951 code for a protein of 1279 amino acids. Gene Ontology annotation, molecular function: DNA binding. The record is from RefSeq and is a predicted model, not a curated record. Gene Ontology annotation, cellular component: replication fork protection complex.